AUGGAAUGGCGUCUUCGCGUCGUAGUCUAUUCCGUAGUUUUGCUGCCCUUCUUCGCGUGUGCUAUGGCUAUGGACUCUAAUGACGCUGUACUGUUAUUCUCUACCGCUCAGAUUGCCGUACUUUUUCUUUUUCUUACUGUAAGUAUCUUCCUCAUGUCCAUGUAUCUACUCCCUCGCUGGUUGCUGCGCUUUAUCGAGUGGAGCUCGCAUCCUUCCGUCUUAUGGAGCGCACGUACCUCAUCCUACGUCUGCUCGCUGACUAUUGACGAUGCGCCGUCACCAUCUACACCUGCGAUACUUGAUAUUCUUCGCAAACAUAAUGUCAAGGCUACGUUCUUUAUUAUCUCGGAUCACAUUCCAGGCAAUGAAAAGGUAUUGCAACGUAUUGUACAAGAGGGACACGUGCUGGGAAACCAUCUUACAGAGGAUCGAGCAAGUAUUUUAGAUGAUCUUCACGUAUUUGAGCAGAAAUUACAGGAGUGUGAUCGAGCCAUUAACAAAUACCAACCAGUAGUGGCGCCGUCCAAGCUGCUGGACAUGCAGCAGGUGCUGCUCAAGGAGAAGGGAUCAAACACUGUGCAACUCGUGGCAGGACGUAGUGAAGAGAAGAGGGAAAAUGGUGCUGGAUCUAGAGGCAAGUGGAUGCGUCCGGCUUCUGGCUGGUUUACGACACCCAUGAGAGAAAUUACUGCACGUCAUGGUUACCGCAUCUGUCUUGGCAGUGUGUAUCCACAUGACGCGCAGAUUCGAUCGGAGACUAUGAACUCGAUUCAUUUACGGACACGCACAUCCUGCGGGUCUGUGAUUAUUGUCCAUGAUCGAUCCUGGACAAUUGGUGUUUUGAGUACAGCUUUACCUGUGCUUACACGCAAGUUUACGUUCGUGUCUUUGGACGAGCUCGUGCUGUACCAUGAAGGCAAAACAGACAAGAAGUGA
Molecule: messenger RNA, 936 nt
Organism: Peronospora belbahrii
Lineage: Eukaryota; Oomycota; Peronosporomycetes; Peronosporales; Peronosporaceae
Source: the annotation of a GenBank genome assembly